GCGAGGCCGAGGGAGCGGAGCGGCGGCGGCCCGGGCCGGCCGGGGGUCGCACCAUGGUGGCCAAGCAGCGCAUCCGCAUGGCCAACGAGAAGCACAGCAAGAACAUCACGCAGCGAGGGAACGUCGCCAAGACCUCGAGGACGGCCCCGGAGGAGAAGGCGUCGGUCGGGCCCUGGCUGCUGGCGUUGUUCAUCUUCGUGGUUUGCGGAUCAGCCAUCUUCCAGAUCAUCCAGAGCAUCCGGAUGGGCAUGUGAAGGGGCGCCGAGCCCCGCCCGCGCCCCCCGGCGCUGCCAUGGACUGUGCCCCCCCCGGCCCGUGGCGGCGGCUGCUGGGGGGCAGCGCCCGGCAUUCCAGGUCCCUUCGCCAGUCAUUCCGAGUUUCCUAGCCCCUGCCACAGUGCCUUGAACAGCACCACAUGUACAAAGCAAUAAAAUUAUAUUGUUGAUCUACAAUCGUGGACCUGCUUAUUGGGCGAGGCACGCAGCCCUGCUGGCCCUGACACGCCGAGCUGCGCGCGGCCUGGACACUGGGCGCCGGCAGCAGCGGCGAGCACCGGCCUCCAGAGUAGUCAUGGUCUCUGUAGCUGGAAGUGGUUCUGCUCGAAGGUGGGAGCCAGGAUUGCCAGAGCACGAGCUUGAAGCAUGUCUGUGACGCCGUGGCCAGCUGCGCAGCGCUCCGCAGCUGACCCCUCUGCCUCGCCCUCUCUGUACGCAUAGAGUAGUCUCACUGCAGCAUGCGGCAGUGCCCUAGCGCUCGCAUGCUUAUCAUGACGCAAAGCUUUACCCUAUGCCUCCUGUCCUAAUAAACGCGAAAUGCUUGUUUGUA
Falco peregrinus (peregrine falcon) is the source of this 825-nucleotide messenger RNA. RefSeq names its product stress associated endoplasmic reticulum protein 1 (gene SERP1). NCBI's taxonomy places the organism in Eukaryota, Metazoa, Chordata, Aves, Falconiformes, Falconidae. Bases 54 to 254 code for a protein of 66 amino acids. The transcript is spliced from 3 exons. Gene Ontology annotation, biological process: endoplasmic reticulum unfolded protein response. Gene Ontology annotation, cellular component: endoplasmic reticulum. The record is from RefSeq and is a predicted model, not a curated record.